CCCUCUGCCCAUGUCCUCUUCUUUCUCCAGCUCUUCUCGGCUCAAGCCACCCCUGCGCUGACCACGAUGGGGCUCUGCAAAUGUCCCAAGAGGAAAGUCACAAACCUGUUCUGUUUUGAGCAUCGGGUGAACGUCUGCGAGAACUGCAUUGUUGCUAACCAUGCGAAGUGCAUCGUCCAGUCGUACCUGCAGUGGCUUCAAGACAGCGAUUACAAUCCCAACUGCCGGUUGUGUAACGUGCUUCUUUCCAAUAAAGAGACGGUUCGGCUUGUGUGUUAUGAUCUCUUUCACUGGUCCUGCCUCAAUGAGAUGGCCAACCAGCUGCCCCAGAACACGGCCCCCGCCGGCUACCAAUGUCCCUCUUGCCAGGGUCCCGUCUUCCCUCCCACCAACUUGGUCAGUCCAGUUGCGUCCGCCCUCCGAGAGAAGCUCUCGACGGUCAACUGGGCUCGGGCCGGACUCAGGCUUCCCCUGAUUGAUGAAGCGGAGGUGACUCAAGAGAUGGAUACUCACAGUGCCUCAGACUGCAGCGACUGGUCCAGUUUCACAGGCCUAAAUUCAGAAGAAGCUGCCCCACAGAGUUCGGCGUCCGCUUUUGCCUACAGUGCAAGUGGCAACUUUGAGUCCCCGCAACAGCAGCAGCAAAACCUGAAGAACGGCAAUGUUGCGGACCAGCACACAAUUGUCAGCAUGGGUGAUGGGGGUAGAGACCUUCUCACCAUCAAUGCAGCCUCCUCGUCGCGGAAAAUUUACGACACCCGGGAAGCCGGGGUUGGCCAGGACUCGAGCGCCACCAUCGACUUUGACGAGGACAAAUACCGGCGGAGGCCGACGCUCAGCUGGCUCGCCCAGCUGCUCAAGAACCGCUUUGGCACCCGAAAGCAGCCGCGCUCUUUAAUGCAGAGGUUUGUCAUCUUCCUCCUGAUCGGCGGGAUCGGCUUCCUGACGCUCGUCAUCAUCAUGAUGAAACUCGGCCGGGCCUCGGCGGACAACGACCCGAGCCUGGACCCCAAGUUCAACCCUCACAUCCGAGUGGGACAGUAGCGAGUAGGGCUGGCCUCUCCUUUGUCAGGUGGCCCCGUACCCCACUCUCGGCUCGUGGCAGCUCCUUGGCAAAAUUGCACCCCAGAGGGAGGCCUGGGGUUGCAUCUGCUGGGUGGGUCUCCC
Molecule: messenger RNA, 1167 nt
Organism: Protobothrops mucrosquamatus (brown spotted pit viper)
Lineage: Eukaryota; Metazoa; Chordata; Lepidosauria; Squamata; Viperidae
Gene: ZFPL1
Product: zinc finger protein like 1
Exons: 7
Coding region: 67-1044 (325 amino acids)
Cellular component (GO): Golgi apparatus
Source: RefSeq, a predicted model, not a curated record